AUGUUGAUCGAAAAAGAAGCUGCUCAAAGUUCCCAAGGAAUUCAAACUCUGUUAGAGGCUGAAAAAGAAGCAGCGAGAAUUGUUCAAGGCGCUAGGAAUUAUCGUGUUCAACGCUUGAAAGAAGCUAGAACCGAAGCUAUAAAGGAGAUCGAAGAGUUAAAGGCUCGAAAAAAUGCAGAAUUUCAAGCAUUUGAAGCAGAACACUCAGGAUCUUCUGAUCAAUCAUUUGCUUUAGUAGAAGCAGAAACUGAAUCAAAACUUGUAGCUAUUAAAGAAGCAUUUGAAAAUAAAAAAUUGGAUGUAAUGGAUAAAUUGUUUCAUACGACAGACUUUGACAACAAUUUCACAGUUUUAAUAAUAACGACUCCAACGACGAAAUCACACGGUAAAGGACAGAAUAGGUAUAAGUUUCGUGGCAAACAACUUGAAAAGGAACAGCAAGAGAUAUUGAGCGAUUUUUGUGAAGAUAUAUAUACCUGA
Molecule: messenger RNA, 480 nt
Organism: Racocetra fulgida
Lineage: Eukaryota; Fungi; Glomeromycota; Glomeromycetes; Diversisporales; Gigasporaceae
Source: the annotation of a GenBank genome assembly